CUCUCGGUCCCUGCCCUGCCGUCGUCCCCUCCAUGUCAGGGCAGAUCGUCAAGCCACUUGCCAUUUGAUGGUAUUCUCGGCCGUGAACUUCACCUCUGCAUCUGCCUUACGAGCUUGAGUCUUGUCUCAUGUCUACACUGUCAGACUCACCUUGGAUAAGCUCGUAUUCAAACCCGACAUAGUACCGGAACUUGCCGUAGCUCGACCAUACAUACACCACAGGCCUAUCCACCAACCAGUGUCGGCAUCUGAUCUUCCAGAAUGUCCAUGUUCUCACAGAAGAAGCCUUAUUCGGCCGUCACUACCUCGAUCGAGAACCUUACCAGUGAAGCCUACGAGGAGGACGACCUGAGCGGUAUCAUCGAGCUCGUCGAGGUCAUCAAGCUCCAGGCAACAGGGCCCGCAGAAGCCGCUCGCGCCAUACGCAAGAAACUCAAGUACGGCAACGUCCAUCGUCAGCUUCGAGCCCUCACCCUCCUCGACGGCCUCAUCUCCAAUGCCGGUCCCAGAUUCCAGCGCACCUUUGCCGACGAGCCUUUGCUGGAACGCCUCCGCGUCUGCGGCACUUCAAACCUAUCUGACCCGGCCGUGAGGAAGAAAUGCCGUGAACUAUUCAUCAGCUGGGCCCAGUACAAGAAAACGCCGGGCCUAGAUCGCAUCUCGAGACUUCAAGCUGAAUUGCCAAAACGCAAGCAGGUCGUCACUCAGGAAAGGUCUCGUGCCGUCCGCGAGUCUGAAAAUCCCUUUGGGGACGACGAAGAAGAAGAUGGCAAGCAGACCCCGGCAUCUCAGGCAUCUCAGACUGCCAAGGAGCCGUCCAGGUCGCCCCAUGCCUGGAUGGUAGGCGCCGCUAACGCUUAUGCCCACAACCAACAUGCGAGAUCAUCGUCAGCAUCUGGUGGCUCCUUCUUCGGCUCAUCUUCCAAGGAUAAGAGCAAGGAAAAGAGCAAAGACAAGAAGAAAAGAAAGCGCAAGCCUUUUAAUCUGGAGGCCGAAAAGGAGCAAAUGAAGAGCGACAUUGCGGAGUGCUCCAUCGCCACCACGAACCUCAACAACACGCUACAAAGCAUCAACCGCGAGAAGGAGCGCAUCUCGGAAAAUCAACAAGCUGUCCAGCGCUUUGAAGAGUGCAAGGGGCUGAGGAGAAAGAUUCUGCGUUACAUACACCACGUCGAAGACGAACAAUGGCUGGGCAGCCUUCUUAACGCCAACGACGGUCUCGUCCUCGCCCUCAUGACUUUCGAGCAGCUGGAUCGCUCCAUCGAUGCCGACAGUGACUCCGACGACGAGCUGGCGGAGCAAGCUCACCUGUAUAGAUUAAUGACGGAAAAACAUCAGAGAGCCGCUUCGCAAUCCCCCCUAGACGUGUCCGUUUUAAACAUCGGCAGUUCUAGCCCUCCCAGACCAGCCCCGCCCCCUCGCCCGUCCGACACAUCAAAGCCCUUCUCGCCCGCUUCACCCACCCGUGCCGCCGGUCCCUCAACCGCCUCGGCACAUCCUCCCGUGUCGGACUCGGAGGAGGAAGUUGAUGAUGACGAUGAUAACCCCUUUGCGGAUAAGAAUGCUGUCACGACGCCAGCCCUGGAGAGCGAACCCCGCUGGUGACGGGAACAAGAUUUAUGCCCUUCUUUUUCCAUUGUUCUUAUCUUUUUCCUUCUUCUUGCUUCCAUCCUCAGCUCUUUAUAUAGUUGUCUCGCUCAUACUUCGAGAUAUAUCUCUCGAGAUAUAUCUCGAAGGGUAUCCUUCUCGUCUUGAGAUGGUUGAGAUAGCAGGGAGAUUUAAGACGAUGGGGAAGAUAGGCAGGACCAUUAAUCAAUAUCACAUGUCAUGAAUCUGCCA
Molecule: messenger RNA, 1839 nt
Organism: Sodiomyces alkalinus F11
Lineage: Eukaryota; Fungi; Ascomycota; Sordariomycetes; Glomerellales; Plectosphaerellaceae
Exons: 5
Coding region: 262-1605 (447 amino acids)
Biological process (GO): endocytosis; actin cortical patch localization; actin filament organization
Cellular component (GO): actin cortical patch
Molecular function (GO): ubiquitin binding; phosphatidylinositol binding
Source: RefSeq, a predicted model, not a curated record